AUGGCGACCAACAGCGCCCGUGGCAACAUUAUUGCCGCAGACGAAGGCAAAGACAAUUCCGGCGACACCCCGAUCCCUCCCCUCUCGAACGACGUCAAGAAAGCCGUUGCCGAAAGUUCUGCCAACAGCACCGCUGGCCUCCACGCCUCAGGGCAGACCGCAGACAUGGAGCAAGCCGCCGCCACAAAGCCCGAGCCCAAGCCCAAGGAGAAGAAGGCCAAGCCUGCAAAGACCGAGGAAGCCCCUCUGCCGCCAUAUGUCGAGGACACUCCCGCGGGAGAGAAGAAACGUCUGCGAUCUCUCGACGACCCUCAGCUCAAGGCCUACAACCCCCUGGCCGUCGAGUCAGCUUGGUAUUCUUGGUGGGAAAAGUCUGGCUUCUUCGAGCCGAAGUUCAAGGAGGAUGGCAAUGUCAAGGAUGAGGGCUCUUUUGUUAUUGUGAUCCCCCCGCCCAACGUCACUGGCGCUUUGCACAUGGGCCACGCCCUAGGCAACUCGCUGCAGGACAUCAUGACCCGGUGGGCGCGUAUGCAUGGCAAGACUACCUUGUGGCUGCCUGGCUGCGAUCAUGCCGGUAUCGCCACACAGAGCGUCGUUGAGAACAUGCUUAUGCGGAAAGAGGGAAAGACGCGCCACGACUUGGGUCGGCCGAAAUUCAUCGAGACUGUCUGGGACUGGAAGGCCGAAUACCACACGCGGAUCAACAACGCCCAGCGCAAAAUGGGUGGUUCCACAGACUGGACCAGGGAGGCCUUCACCAUGGACAAGAACCUGUCCGCCGCUGUCACCGAGACUUUCGUCUCGCUGCACGAGGAGGGCAUCAUCUACAGAGCCAACCGCCUGGUCAACUGGUGCACAAAGCUCAACACUGCCCUCUCGAAUCUCGAAGUUACCAACAAGGAGCUUACUGGCCGUACACUCAUUGACGUCCCUGGUUACGAGCGCAAGGUCGAGUUCGGCAUCAUCGUCCACUUCAAAUACAAGAUCGAAGGGUCUGAAGAGACGAUUGAGGUUGCCACAACACGGCCUGAAACCAUGCUCGGCGAUACCGGUAUCGCCGUCCACCCUCAAGACGAGCGCUACAAGCACCUCGUUGGCAAGAAGGCAGUCCACCCCUUCAUUGAGGGUCGCCUGAUGCCCAUUGUCGCAGACGACUAUGUGGACAAGGAGUUUGGAACUGGUGCCGUUAAAAUCACCCCUGCGCACGACCCCAACGAUUUUGCUCUUGGUCAAAGACACAAUCUCGAGUUCAUCAACAUCCUCACAGAUGACGGUCUUAUGAACGGAAACGCUGGUGCUUACAAGGGCCAGAAGCGCUUCGAUGUCCGCUACAGUAUCCAAGAAGACCUCAAGAAGGCCGGUCUCUACGUCGACAAGAAGGACAACCCGAUGAAGGUUCCCCUGUGUGAGAGGUCAAAGGAUGUUAUCGAGCCGCUCUUGAAGCCUCAGUGGUGGAUGAGAAUGAAGGAUCUCGCCAAGCCCGCGAUCGAGGUUGUCCGCGAGGGACGCAUCAAGAUCCAGCCAGAGUCAGCCAAGAACAGCUACUUCCGGUGGAUGGAGGAUAUCAACGACUGGUGUCUCUCGAGACAGCUGUGGUGGGGUCACCAGUGCCCUGUCUAUUUUGCGACUGUUGAGGGUGAAGAGCCGGACCGGUCUGAUGACACGCGGUGGUUCUCGGGACGCACAGAGGAGGAAGCGCAUGCCAAGGCUGAGAAGGCUUUGGGCGGGAAGAAGUUCACUCUUGAGCGCGAUGCGGACGUGCUUGACACUUGGUUCUCGGCUGGUCUCUGGCCUUUCUCCACACUUGGCUGGCCUAACAAGACUCACGACCUCCAGCACCUGUACCCCACGUCUGUCCUCGAGACUGGCUGGGAUAUCAUGUUCUUCUGGGUUGCGCGUAUGAUUAUGCUUGGCCUGAAGAUGGUUGGCGACAUCCCCUUCAAGGAGGUCUACUGCCAUUCUCUGAUCCGAGACUCGGAGGGCCGCAAGAUGAGCAAGUCAUUGGGCAACGUCAUUGAUCCCCUCGAUGUCAUCUACGGCAUUCCUCUGGAGAAGUUGCACGAGAAGCUACUGCAGGGUAACCUUCACCCCAGUGAGGUCGAGAAGGCCAAGAAGUACCAAAAGACUGCGUUCCCUGAGGGCAUCCCCGAGUGUGGCGCUGACGCCCUGCGCUUCUGCCUUGCCAACUAUACCAGCGGCGGCAGUGAUGUCAACUUUGACAUCAAGGUUAUGCACGGCUACCGCAAGUUCUGCAACAAGAUCUACCAGGCGACAAAGUACGUCCUUGGCAAGCUCGACAAAGACUACGUCCCCCAGAAGACGGGCAAGCUCACCGGGAAGGAGUCGCUCGCCGAGAAGUGGAUCCUGCACAAGAUGAACCAGGCUAUCAAGGAGGUCAACGAGGCCAUCCCGGACCGCGAGUUCAUGAAGUCCACCAACAUCAUCUACGCGUACUGGUACAACCAGUUGUGUGACGUCUACAUUGAGAACUCCAAGGCUCUGAUUCAAGACGGCCCCAAGGACCAGCAGCAGUCUGCCAUCGACACCCUGUACACCACGCUUGAGAAUGCGCUGCUGAUUAUCCACCCCUUCAUGCCGUUCCUGACAGAGGAGCUCUGGCAGCGUCUUCCCAGGCGGCCAGACGACAAGACAGAGUCGAUCAUGAUCGCCAAGUACCCUACUUACGACCCAGAGCUCGACAACCCCGAGGCUGAGGCAGCCUAUGACCUUGUCAUGGGCUGCUCCAAGGGCAUCCGGUCCUUGAUGGCCGAGUACACGCUCAAGGACGAGGCUCAGGUAUACGUCCAAGCCUACGACGAGACCGCGCAUAAGACCAUCACCGAGCAGGUCCAGUCCAUCAAGUCGCUGAGCGGCAAGGGCGUCACGAAUAUUGAGACGCUCCCGGCCUCCGAGCCGCGUCCGGCGGGCUGCGUCGCGUUCCCCGUCUCGGCCUCGGCCGCCGUCUUCCUAUUCGUCAAGGGCCGCGUCGACAUGGACAAUGAGAUUGCAAAGGCCACCAAGAAGCUGGACCGCACGCGCGCCGCCAUUGCCAAGCAGCAGAAGCUCCUGUCGGACCUGGGCUAUCAACAAAAGGUGGCCGAGGCGCUGCAGGAGGCGGAUCGCAAGAAGCUUGCGGACUACGAGUCUGAGGCCAAGGGCUUCGAGGCGACGAUCAAGCAGUUUGAGACGCUGAAGCUGGAGUAG
Microdochium trichocladiopsis is the source of this 3204-nucleotide messenger RNA. Its product is annotated as tRNA synthetases class I-domain-containing protein. Gene Ontology annotation, cellular component: cytosol. The transcript is spliced from 4 exons. Gene Ontology annotation, molecular function: aminoacyl-tRNA deacylase activity; valine-tRNA ligase activity; ATP binding. Gene Ontology annotation, biological process: valyl-tRNA aminoacylation. The record is from RefSeq and is a predicted model, not a curated record. The coding region runs from base 1 to 3204 and encodes 1067 amino acids. NCBI's taxonomy places the organism in Eukaryota, Fungi, Ascomycota, Sordariomycetes, Xylariales, Microdochiaceae.